AUGAAAAUUGCUAAGAAGAGAGUCCCUAAGUCGGCGGCGGUCUCUAUACAAGGAAUUAACCCCGGCUUCAAUUAUGCCGCGGCUCUGAGAAAGGGAGAGGUAUUGGAGAAAUUAGCCGAAACGAGUAGCUGUAGCAAAAAUGAAAUUAAACUGGGAAAUCCCAGUAAGACAUUUAGAGGUCUACAUUCCGUAUGGGCCCAGUGCCCAAUCGAGGCGGCAAUUAGGGCUGCCGAUAAGAGUAAGCUUGUUAUCGGCUGGACUGUGGCUAAGGUGAAAAUUUUGCGCCGCAGACCCGUUCGCUGCUUCAAGUGUUGGGAGAUAGAACACCUCCAGGCACACUGCAAGGCUAAUGUAGAUAGAAGUGGGGCAUGCUUUAAUUGUGGUUCCGCGGGACAUCGAGCGGCGACAUGCUCCCUUCCUGCGAAAUGUAUGGUGUGCCAGGACAAAGAAGAAGACCCGAAUCACAAGAUUGGUACGGUAAAUUGCGUGAAUAACAUAGAUCCCAACAAGGUAGAAGCCGCAAGAAGGACGGCGAGCACUGCUGCCGUCAACGGCUAA
Molecule: messenger RNA, 558 nt
Organism: Monomorium pharaonis (pharaoh ant)
Lineage: Eukaryota; Metazoa; Arthropoda; Insecta; Hymenoptera; Formicidae
Exons: 2
Coding region: 1-558 (185 amino acids)
Molecular function (GO): nucleic acid binding; zinc ion binding
Source: RefSeq, a predicted model, not a curated record